AUGGCUGCAGCUUGGGUCCUGGUGUUGGCGACUGUGAUGCUGGACUUGGCCAGAGCAGGCCCUGUCCCCAUGUCCAAGCCCACCACAACCGGGAAGGGCUGCCACAUGGGCCGGUUCCAAUCUCUGUUGCCAAGGGAGCUGGAGGGCUUCAAGAAAGCCAAGGAUGCCUUAGAAGAGUCGCUCUCGCUGAAGAACUGGAGCUGCAGCUCUCACCGCUUCCCCAGGACCCGGGACCUGAGGCAGUGGCAGAUGUGGGAGCGCCCUGUGGCCUUGGAGGCAGAGUUAGACCUGAUGCUGAAGGUCCUGGGUGCUGUGGUAGACUCGUCCUCGGGGGUCAUCCUGGACCAGCCGCUGCACACGCUGCGCCACAUCCACUCCGAGCUUCAGGCUUGCAUCCCGGCUCGGCCCACAGCAGAAUCCCAGCCGGGCCGCCUCCACCACUGGCUGUGCCGGCUCCAGGAGGCCACAAAGCAGGAGUCCCAAGGCUGUCUCGAGGCCUCUCUCACAUUCAACCUCUUCUGCCUCCUCAUAAGGGAUCUGAGAAUUGUUGCCAGUGGAGACCUGCAUAUCUGAAAACCUGGACCCAGACCUUACUUAUGCACUAAGCCCCAACCCUGCCUUAA
This is a messenger RNA of Lagenorhynchus albirostris (white-beaked dolphin), 623 nucleotides long. RefSeq names its product interferon lambda-1-like. Gene Ontology annotation, molecular function: cytokine activity. Gene Ontology annotation, biological process: innate immune response; cell surface receptor signaling pathway via JAK-STAT; positive regulation of immune response. Lineage: Eukaryota; Metazoa; Chordata; Mammalia; Artiodactyla; Delphinidae. The record is from RefSeq and is a predicted model, not a curated record.